Molecule: messenger RNA, 1633 nt
Organism: Coturnix japonica (Japanese quail)
Lineage: Eukaryota; Metazoa; Chordata; Aves; Galliformes; Phasianidae
Source: RefSeq, a predicted model, not a curated record
GAUUCUGUGGUUUUAUUAAAGGCACAGACAGAAACCUUCCAGUUCUCCAUGAGCGGGGAACGAAGGAAACGGACCAAAAGCCGCCCUGACGAGCCGGGCGAGACUCGGCUGCCGCCUGCCGGCUGCGGGAGCGAUGGGCCGGGGUGGAGCCGGGCGCUGAAGGGGGCGCCUUGCUGUGAGGGGCGGGGAUUCGGGAUCCGGUUGGCGGCUGUGGCGGCAGCGCGGGGCGGCCAUGUCGGGCGCGGCGAUCGGGAAGGCGGCUGUGACGGCGGCGGCGACGACCAGGCCGCGGCGGAAGGUGCUGAGCGCGGAGGAGGCGGAGCUGUUCGAGCUGGCGCAGGCUGCGGGCAGCGGGCUGGACCCGGAGGUGUUCAAGGUGCUGCUGGACCUGCUGCGCAUGAACGUGGCGCCGCUCGCCGUUUUCCAGGUGCUGAAGUCCAUGUGCGCGGGGCAGCGGCUGCCGGCGGCCUCCGAGAGCGCUGCCCCCGCCGCACCGCUCCCCGACAGCCGAGGUAGGGGCCGAGCGGCGGGCCCGACCCUCUGCGCGUCUCCCCCGGCGUCCCCCGAGGACCCGCCCGCCUUCUUCUCCGCCCUGCGGCCCCCGCGCUUCGCCCACCAGCCGCCCCGCUGCCUCUCGGCGCCGCCCGUCGCCCGCGCCGCCCCGGGGCCGCCCGUCGGCGCUCCGGCGGCCGCUCCGCAGGGCCGGGGGCUCAGGGCCGCGCGGCGGGGGCUGCGGCUGCCGGCCCGGGGGGCGGCCCCGAGGGGGGCGCGGGGCGCCCGCUCCGUGUGAGGCGCCGGGCCCGGCCCCAACGCGGCUCCUCGGGCCGUGCCCGGAUCCGCAGUGGCGGAGCCCUCGCUUCUCUCGUGCUGAAGGCCGCAGCGCGGAGGGGCGCGGGCCCAACCGGCGGGUAGAGGCCGGGGAGCGGUGCGUGCGCUGGCGGGUUGCACGGUGCGCUUCGCUGCUCCGCGCUGCAGCCUCCGCUGUGGGGCCGGGCUGGAUCGCUCGGCUGUGCGGACGGAGGAGGCCGAGCUGGAUGCUGCCCUUGCGUUCUGUCCUCCCUCGCUCUCGGUGUUUCUGAGAACUGCCAGGUGUGACCCGUGCCCUGCAGAUGGGCGCCUCCUUCCUGCUGGAGAAGAUGCUCUCGGGUGCAGGUUGCCCGGUGAGAGGACACUGAGCAGCCUCCUGUGUGUGGCUGAGGGGUGACUUUAAUAUACACAGGGGAAAAAGAGGACGACUUCUUGAGCCAAGUGAGGGAGGUACAGCAAUUGGAUGUUCUUCUAGUGCCGGGCCACUGCUGCGAGGACAAACUUGGUCUGCCCUUAUCACUUGCCUCCUGUCAGCCUGAGGUGCUGAAAUGUAUUAAAGAAAUAGCAAACUUCCAGGGGUUAGUGUCAGUCUUGGGGCCUUCAGUCAGUUCCUUCUCCAUCCAUGCAGGAGCAUCUUCUGCUCAGGUGCUGCCUGCUCUCUGUGUCCCUGUGCUACCUGCCUUCCAGGCUUGUGUUGUUCCUUAAAACCAACACAUCAGUGUCCUUGAGUAUGUUGUACUGAGCUGGUGAAGUGCAGGGGAAGCUCAGGCACUAGCUCUGUUACUUGAGGGAAAUACAGUAUUAAAUUGGUCUUUUGUGUGUCUCA